Pseudogymnoascus destructans is the source of this 492-nucleotide messenger RNA. RefSeq lists its product as uncharacterized. The coding region runs from base 1 to 492 and encodes 163 amino acids. The record is from RefSeq and is a predicted model, not a curated record. Lineage: Eukaryota; Fungi; Ascomycota; Leotiomycetes; Thelebolales; Thelebolaceae. The transcript is spliced from 3 exons.
AUGCAGAUCCUCGCACUCCUCCCUCUCGUGGCCAUCGUCGCUGCCCACAACACCCCUGAGGAGCCAGUGGAAGGGACUGUUUCAACCAUCUACACGAACCCAACACGGGUGGUAGAGCAGUCGACCGUCUCAACAAUCCUCACAAACCCAACACGGGGACAAGAGGAGGCGACUGUUUCGACGAUUCUCACAAACCCAACACGCAGCGCAGAGGAGUCAACCUACACGACCAUUUACACCAACCAGGACGGGCUACAAUCGACUGCCCACACGAACAAAUCGCAGCCACCACCAGGUAGCACUGUGUACCCAAACACCACCUUUACUCGUGGCCCCCCUGUACCGCCCACUCCCAGUGGCGGCGGGCCGGGGACAACCUCUCCUCCGGGAACUGAUGGACCACACCCCAAUGGAGCGGCCGUAACGUCGUACAUGGGCGCCAGCGUGAUGGUCGGGUUGGCCGGUGUCGUCUUUCUUGCGGGCUUGUUGUAG